This is a messenger RNA of Solea solea (common sole), 660 nucleotides long. It is a transcript of the gene nop16, whose product is annotated as NOP16 nucleolar protein homolog (yeast). The transcript is spliced from 5 exons. NCBI's taxonomy places the organism in Eukaryota, Metazoa, Chordata, Actinopteri, Pleuronectiformes, Soleidae. The coding region runs from base 97 to 633 and encodes 178 amino acids. The record is from RefSeq and is a predicted model, not a curated record. Gene Ontology annotation, cellular component: nucleolus. Gene Ontology annotation, biological process: ribosomal large subunit biogenesis.
CAAACACGUGUUUCCGGUCUCUGAUUGUGCACGUUGACGUCGUGUCGUCGCGUUUGUUAAGAAAACGGAGAAAUAAGAGAGAGAAAACGAAGAAAAAUGCCGAAAACGAAACAGUCGAAGAGAAGAAAGAAGUUUGAUUAUAACCAGGACCGGAAGAAGCUGAAGAAGAAGUUCAUCAACAAAUAUAGACCGAGCAUCGAGAGUCAACAGAUUAGAGCGGCGUGGAACAACAGGAGGUCGGUGGCGAGGAACCUGCAGGACAUGGGUCUGGCGUUGGACGUGAACGCGGCUCUGCCUGUGAAGAAGUCGAGUCUGCUGAGAAACAACAGAGAAACGUCAGCGAGCGUCGCCGUCGUCACCAAACCCUACGUCAUCAAGCAAAUGGAGGAGGAGGCGGGGCAAGCACUCAGGGACACAAAGACGUUAUCGUCCGACCUCGUCGAGUUCGUCCAGCACAUGAUCCGAGAACACAAUGACGACUACAAGGCGAUGGCUCGAGACGAGAAGAAUUAUUACCAGGACACACCCACUCAGAUCCGCAGGAAGAUCAACGAGUACAAACGCUGCCACCUGCAGGACUACCACGCCUUCAUCAGCUCGUUAGCUGCAGCUCAGCCCACACACACGUGUUAACAUCACAAUAAACCUGUAACACACUCA